AUGAAAGCAGCGAAAAUCAUCCUAGGAGGAUGCUCCAAGCGCACGAGUAAUGCAACCGUUAGGGCAGAAUUGGGGAUCCAAUCCCUACGGUCGGGAGGAGACGCGAGGAAGCUGACAUGGCAGUAUCGCAUGUGCGGGAUGGGAGAGGAGAGGUUGCCGAGAAUUGUAUGGGAGGCGAAGUGGGCAAACAAAAAGAGGGGUAGACAACCCACGGAAUGGGUCAAGGUUGUAGAGGACGUAUGGAAGGGGCUCGACAUCGACGAAGAUGAAACGCUGGAAACGGAGGGUCUACAGGGGUUCAAGGAGAAGAUACCUGUUGCUUGUGCCGAGAGAUAA
Molecule: messenger RNA, 336 nt
Organism: Ectocarpus sp. CCAP 1310/34
Lineage: Eukaryota; Phaeophyceae; Ectocarpales; Ectocarpaceae
Source: the annotation of a GenBank genome assembly